Molecule: messenger RNA, 3526 nt
Organism: Gymnodraco acuticeps
Lineage: Eukaryota; Metazoa; Chordata; Actinopteri; Perciformes; Bathydraconidae
Gene: vegfaa
Product: vascular endothelial growth factor Aa
Exons: 7
Coding region: 469-1059 (196 amino acids)
Biological process (GO): sprouting angiogenesis; positive regulation of angiogenesis; positive regulation of endothelial cell proliferation
Cellular component (GO): membrane
Molecular function (GO): chemoattractant activity; growth factor activity; heparin binding
Source: RefSeq, a predicted model, not a curated record
CAACAGGAGACAUAGUGAGACGGACUGGUGCCGCUGACCGGGGACAAGCUUACUGCCCCUACACAGAGAACAGGCGCAACAAGGAACACUGCGGGAGGAUCACUUUGUACCGGCACACACCCUUCAUGUUAUGGGAUUAAAGCGCACAAAGACACACACCGGUGCGUAAAGUUGAUGCGCUGAUCCGCUGCUCCAGAGAACAUUACCACUGAGGUCCAGCAGAGUCUUUGUCUGCGGAGGGAGAGCUGUGCAGCGCGGCUGGAGACAUCGGGAGGCUCCCUGUGAACGCGCCACAUGCGUGUGGAAGAUAUGGAUUUGCUUUGGCUAUAGCCCAGAUGUGCCGCGGUUUUUUUAUAUUUAAAUAUUCAUUUUUUCAUCCUUGGACUGUGUGCGUGGUGACAUUGUUAGAUUGUAUUUCUCUUUAACGAGCGAAGAGAUAUCAAGACUAAAUCGUGCGGAAUUACAACCAUGAACUGUGUUGUCAGUUUGGUACACAUCCUUUUGGCAGCGGUUCUUCACCUAUCCACAGUAAAGACUGCCAGCAUUACCAAGGGAGCGGAGAAGAGUAAAAAUGAGGAGGCUUCUUCGGUUUCCCCAGUCAUCCCUCUCAUAGAUGUCUUCACUAAGAGUUUGUGUCAGCCCAGGGAGGUGCUGGUGGACAUCUUCUCGGAGUAUGCGGAGGAUACGGAACACACCUACAUUCCCUCCUGCGUGGUGCUCAACCGCUGUGGAGGCUGCUGUAGCGACGAAGCAUUGGAGUGUGUUCCUACGGAAACACACAACGUCACGAUGGAGGUAAUGCGUCAUAGACCAAUGGUAAAGAAAGGCACUAUUCAAUUAAGUUUCACAGAGCACAAAUCGUGUAUAUGCAGACAAAAGCCAGAUCUUCCAGUAAAGAAAGAAUACCACUGUGCGCCUUGCUCAGAGAGAAGAAAGCGCUUGUUUGUGCAGGACCCUCUCACCUGUAAAUGUUCCUGCAAAUUCACACAGUUAGACUGCAAGUCCAGGCAACUUGAGUUAAACGAAAGAACUUGCAGAUGUGAGAGACCGAGGAGGUGAGACCAGCAACACUGUUAUGAAGGAAUUAUUUUCUUGGCUCAGCACUUUGAAAACCUGAGGAUGCAUUCCCUGCCAGGACACGAAACGACAACGCAAGACAGGACAUUCUUAAACGCAACUCUUGCCAGUGUUUGUUUUCCGUAUAAAGAUAUUAAUAUAUAUGUACAUAUACUAUAAGUACAUCGACAAUGUGUAUUGCUGCUACGUAAAAGAGACACUAUUUAAAGCAAAACGAAUGCGCCACUGGCGUGUGAACGGGAAAUGUUUCAGUGGCGUUCUGCUCAUGGGUAGAAUUUGUAGAAGAGAUUUUAUGUGACAUUUCACUGGAUGCUGGUCUGCUGUGGAUAUCUUAAAAAUAUUUUUUAGUAACAAAAACGAGCAGUGCAGCAGGAGCCGAGCUCCCCCUCCAAACUCUGACAAAGGAGACUUGAAGAAGAAGAAGGAGGAGGAAGAAGAGCCUCUGUUGUACUUGAACUGAAAUGCAGGUCCAAGAACUGUUUCCCUCUGAGACAUGAUGUGAAGCUUUGUCCCCACUGUAUGGACCGACUCUGUGUGGAAACACACCUGGAAAGUCUCUCAGAGUUUCCUGAAGUAACUGUGGAUGCAGGUGAUGUGCCGUGGUGACGGAUAAAUGUGAAGAUGACCUUCUUUCCUCGUGGGAGGGUUACGUGACAAUGGCAGGAACUGAACCAAAGAGUAGCUCAUGGGGAAGACUAGCAAGUACACAUAUUUUAUGUUAAAAAAUAUGAAAAUUAGGUUAGUGUUCAGGUUUUAAAGUUAAUAAACCACUUCCUGGUUCUGGUUCCGCCUCCUUCAUGUAACCCUUUCCUCGAUUGGAAACCAGAGGUGUCUCUCUCUUUGUGCACAGAGUUUAUCAUUUACAUUUUGAGGUAUUGUGUUUCUUCUGUGACCAGGCUGUCUACAGGGAUAUUACUGUAGGUAUAUACGGAGACAAGAAGUGAACAGACAAGCUGAUCACAUCAGAUCAGCACCUCACUGUACAAAUCCACAAACUUCCGUAUUUAAUGGCUUUGUGUGUGUUCCAAAGAAAAAAUCAGGCAUCCACAGAAAACCUAAACGAUCUGUAUAUACUUACUAGAUAUCCCUUUGUCUCGUACACUUCAUUUUUAUUUAUAGAAAAUCCUCAGUAUUCUGCAUACUGAUAUUUAUAUUCAGUGUUAAGGUUAUUUUUUAAAGUGUAUUAUCGGAGAUUGAAUGGAGAACGCGUAUGACUGUUGACUCCUUUUCUGUGGGAAAAAGGACCGAUGCUUUGACAUUCCUGAUUUAAACUAAAGCUGUUCCUCAGCGGCAAGAGGGGUGGGGGAGGGGGAUUAUGGUGGGCCUGUUGACCGAUAUUAACCCCUACCACCAACAUGUGCAUGAAUGAUGCGCCAACACAGGUGUUUUUCAUUUUGGACUGGGGACAUGGACAUGUGGUUUUGCACUUGUUGGCCCAAAGGCACAUGGAAGACUGAAGUAGUCUGCUGCUCAGCUCGGACCUAAUUUAGUGAAGACUGUCCAAUCAGACGGGGGCCUCCAGUCUGACGGUGGUAAACUGGCACGGUGUCUCAAUGACCUCAACCCAGCCUAAUUCUUAAGUAUUACACUGAUGUGUGCUUCAGUAGCCACUUGGCACAAAUUACCGUAAUGCUACAUUUUGACGAAUGAGAAAAGAGCUUCCUCAUUGAUGAGCCAUAAUAGAGGAGAAAAUAGGAUAUAAAGUUGGUAAUGAUGAAGAAAUAGUAUAAUAUAAUUUAAAAAUACUUUACAGAUGUUUUAUACUAUAUAGACUAAUUUAAAUGUAAGGUCACUGAUGUGCCUCCAUAUAUUAUGUAUAUCAUUUUCAAUAUAUCUGGCUCAGAUCGAUGUUUGGGAGCUGUGCUUUUACAUCUAUUCUGAUACAGUUUUUUCUAGUGGCGGAGGAAACAAAUGAAAAUAAUCUAUUUCUGAUUUUAUCUCAAUUAUAUGUAGCCUGACAGUCAUUCAAAUGUACACUUGAAAAACUGAAACAUUAACUUUAAUAUCCUCUUAUAUCAAUAUUUCACAUAACUGUAUUAGGUUAGUUAAACUUAAUAUUAUUGAUUUCAACUAACCUAAUAGUUAUGUGAAAUGUGUUGACAUAAUACAUUAAAUGAAUGUCAAUGUUUCAGUUUUUUCAGUGUGUGAAUGCUAAUUGGACUAGCUCCUCAAACUUGAGUCCUUUUCCCUAUAGAGAGGUUGUAGCUGAGCGUCGGUCUGCCACCCUCACACUGAGGCCUGAGCGUGUUCCCUGAACGCACCCUCCACUUCUCUGAUGACGACAACAUUCUAUUUGUAUUUAAAAGACUUUCUUGAGUUUGUACAGCCACACAUUUUAGUAUAUUUUCACAUUAAUAUAUUUAUUGCUGUAAAAUGUUUUACAAUAUUAACUCUUUGUUGUUUUUAGUGUAAGUAUUAAAACAUAAUAUUUAUUUUGAAAAAAAAAAAA